Molecule: messenger RNA, 3449 nt
Organism: Phalacrocorax carbo (great cormorant)
Lineage: Eukaryota; Metazoa; Chordata; Aves; Suliformes; Phalacrocoracidae
Source: RefSeq, a predicted model, not a curated record
AAGACAGACGUCAGUGGGGUUGUGUCGCCGUUCGGACUUCGUAAGCAAGUGGGAGCUUGAUCAUAUUUGCGUCCCUGGGAGCGGGCUAAGAGCGGCGCCUCCGCCGUUACCCCCAUCCCGACAAUGGUACGGCCCCAAUGGAAGGCGCCUUAUCCAGGAAUUCUCGCGAGAGUUCGGCGAGUCGGUCGUCAUGGGAACGGCGGUUGAGUCCCGCGCUGCCCCCCUCCCGCGGGAAGGGCGGGGCGACCGCGGGGGCGCCGGGCUCUGUGUGGGGAGCCGUGCGGUGCGGUGCGGUGCGGUGCGGUGCGGUGCGUGGGAGUCGGGGCUGCCGGAGCUGCAGCUCUGCCAGGCAGCUGUCCUGUCAGGGCAGCGCCUGGGGCCGAGGCUCCUCCUGUCGGUCGGUCGGUCGGUCGGUCGGUCUGUCUGUUGAAACCUCUUGUGAGGUUAUUUUAUGUUUGUAUGUUUGGUUUUUUGUUCCGGAAUCCUUUGGGUCUCAGCUAUUGCUUAUCUUUGGCUUCCUCACCCGCCCCGGGAACGUGGAGGAAGCCGUUACAAAGUCCCCGGAGCCGGGGGACGCCCGCCCUCGGCGGAGGCCCGGGGACGCUAGGACCCGCGGAAGCGUUGAGAGAAACUCGGCUUCGUACAUGUUAAAGCCAAGAGGACACUAAACUAUCUUUAAUUAAAAGAAUAGACAUUCAAUAUUCUUGAAGAAGGGCUGAGGAACUGACAAAAGGGAAAACUCCCGCCUCGGCUGGGUGAGAAAGCGUGAAGUCGGUGCUUCAAUCGAGGACGUGCGGGGCAAUUAGAACACCUGAUCGGAUAUUGUACGCGUGUGGCCGACCUGGUCACAAUGGAUAGAAGCUUGGUUAAAAUGUCAAGGCCUGCAUCUAGCUCAAGAGCUUAUCCUAAUUUUAGAUCUUUAAGUACAUCUAUGGAGUUAUUAACACCAGAGCCAUGUUUGCCAAAGGUUGAGUCACCUGUCAGUUUUGCUGGUAGUCAUCAAAGAGGCAGUCUAGCAGACUGCUGUCCAGAAGAAAACAAAGGUGAUGACAGCGAGAAAUCUGAUGUCAACAAAGUAAGAACAGAUCAGCAAACCACAGUGGAGAGGACAACCUUCUUUCUUCAGAAGUGUAUACUGAAUCCCUAUAAGUUGUCAGGAUGUAUCUUGAAUUCAGAUUCUGGAGAUGAUAGCACUGAAACACAGACUUCGAAAUUCUGUGAACCCUCCCAAAGAAAACUAAGUAAUGCAAAAGCAGCAAACUCUUCCAACAUGGAAGAUUCUGAAGAAACAGAUGUAGAUCCUCAGAUUCAAGCAGCUAUAAAGAAAAUGAAUAAACUUGAUGCAAUACUGGCAAAAAAACAUUUUAAGGAGAGAGAAAUUAAAAAACAAGGCAAAAAAAUGAGGGCAAAGCUCUGGGAAGAGCUUCAGUCUAUCAGUACCACUGCAAGCCACGAGGAGAUAGAAAACACAAAAGUUUUUUUAGCUUUAAUCUCAUCAUGGCAGGAUACAGCUGAUCCAUCCCAUGCUAAAGAGGAAAUAUGUGCUUCGGUAUUUCACACACAAAUUAAUCCAGAAGAUUAUGAUUGCCAUAAAACCCAGCAUAAUCAGGAUUAUCCAACAAAUGAAUUUCUUAAUCAAGCAGAAAAAAUGCAUAGCAAAACUAAAAACAAUCAGGAUUUCAUUAAAAAGAACAUUGAGCUAGCAAAGGAUUCAGGAAACCAGAUUGUUUUGCUUGAGGGAGAAAGGAAAAGGUUAGCUGAACUAUUGAAAGAUGCAGAAGAUGGAACUGAAUUACAAGGUCUUGAGGAGGAUGUAUUUGGCUGGCUAGCACCAGGAGAAGGGUACACACCUGAACCGAUGGAAUUUCAUCACCUAAAUGAGAUAGAUAUUAAGCUUCAAGUACUACUAUCUGAUGGGGAUUUUUCUGCUGUUUCCAGCUCUUGCUCAAAACCUCCAAGCCAGAUUUAUCAGGAGUCUCUGGUUUAUGCAAACAGAAGCCUAGAAGCGCUUCCAGGUGAAAAAGUUCUGCGAGACAAUAAGGAACAACGUGAUCAACAAAACCGUCUGAAAGAAAUAGAUCACCAACUGAAAUCCCUAGAGAGAAAUCUUACUGAAGAACAAAUGGGCCUCUCUGAAGAGCAGCUUAAGACCCUUCUGGAAGAAUGUAUGCAGCCUCAGAGAACAAUAAGCAACGUUACCAUGCCAAAGUCUCAGGAAUCUCUUUCUUGUGGAUUAAGUCCCCCUUGUUACACAAGUCAAGACUCCACUCUUCACUCCACAACUACUCUUUCCAAAAUGUUAGUUGAAGACCAUAUUGUAGGCAUGUUAACAGCUCAGGAAAAGGCUGGACUUGAAGACAAAAGCUUAUGUGUUAACACAGAAAGUGAAAUCCCUGGCUACUAUAUCAGCCAAGCAUUGGCUGAUAGUCACUUAUCAAAGGAUUCACUGGCCCAAACAGAGGAAUCUGAUGACCUAGAAAGUUUACAGAAGAUGGGAGAUAAGAGUAUUACUGAAGGUUACUUUAUGUCAAGAGCACUCAACACAAAAAGGUUGAAGAAACCUUCUUUCUUGGGUGAACCGUUAUAUUGCAUCAGCCUGAACAAUGAGCCAUCCACAGAGGCUGACAUUCUCAGCAUACCACUGCAAACCAAAGGAGGUGAGACUCUUAACGACCCUUUAGAAUAGGCUUUUGAUUAUGACGAAAAAAACCCAAGCAGGUUCUCACCAAAGGUAUGCACCAGUACACACUGAUUAUUAUGGUGGGGCAAGGAUGUACUCUUAUAAAACAUAAAACUGCGCCAAAAAUGAUACACAGAAAAUACAGAAUGUUUAUUGAAAUUUUUGCCCUGACAUAAUUGACUAUAAGAUUAGGACUCUUACGAAAUAUAAUAUUGGUGUUGAUUAAUUCUGUCAGCUGGAAAACAGUGUUGACAACACAUCUGGAUUAUCUUUUUGAUAGUAGAAAGUCAUGUUCACUGUUCUGUGGAGAGCAGAUAUUCUCCCAAUAGAUGGUAUAACAAUUCACACAAAAAUCCAAGUGCUUCUUGAAUGUUUUUAAUAAUGUAAAUGCAGUAGUACAGAAGCAAAUGUGACCUGACUAUAUUAAAAUAAUAAUAAAUUGCACUGUAGCUGAUAUGUAGUGAAGCGGGCAGGUAACUGUUCAUACCUGUUGCGGUAGAGAUAGUCACUAUGAGGUAAUUUUAUUGCACAAGGAGAUUUCAGCUAUUAAGUAGAUUUCCAUAUGGGCAUUACGUGGUAAAAGUCUUUAAAGUGAAUGUGUUAACAAUUAUUGCAUAAUAAUUUAAAUAUCUUUGAGUCAUUGUUAUGUGUUGUGUCAGAGCAAUGCAGUAGGGUGUUUCGAUUAUCUUUUUUCAGUAGUGGCUAAGUAAUGUUCAACCAUAGAGACCUCAAAUCUGUAUGGUUAAUAAACAUCUUGGUUUUAUGGUCA